This is a messenger RNA of Lactuca saligna, 1800 nucleotides long. Lineage: Eukaryota; Viridiplantae; Streptophyta; Magnoliopsida; Asterales; Asteraceae. The record is from the annotation of a GenBank genome assembly.
AUGAUUUCAUCCCCUUUCUUGAAAAGCUUACUAUCGGGAGUAUGCAAAGAUGUGUAUUACUGUCCACAUGAAGUAAGGUUGUCGGAGGGAUUACAUGCUAUUCGAAAUGACUGUGAUUUUAACGAGUUUCUUGAAUAUAUGAAUGAAAAGAAGAGAUUCGAUGUGUAUGUGGAUCAUCAUCAUGAGCCUUUGUUUGAUCGGAUUCAGGAGGAAAAAGCAGACCUUGAAGAUGAAGAUUUGGUUUCUAUUGAUGAUGUGGAAUCCAUUUUAGAAGAUGGUCUGAAAACUGAACAUGUAGAGGACGAUGAAGUUAUAUCUCUCAAAAGAAAUUUCAAUGAUCCAUUCCUCAACAAACUUUGUCCAAUACAGAAUGAUGACUUGGUUGAAGAAGAUCGUAAUGUAAUACGACCUAUCUACCCAAGACAUGAUCAUACUCAAGAAUGGAAUCAGAUGAAGCCUCGAUUAGGUAUGAAAUACUCUACUACUGCUAAACUUAAAUACUCUCUUAGUUGUUAUGCUGUAGUAAAUGGUUAUGAUCUGUGGUAUGAAAAGAAUGACAAUACUAGGUUGCUAGUUAGGUGUUGUAAAGGAAAGAAUCCCACGUGCCCUUUUAGAUUGUAUACUUCCUGGAUAAAAGAGGAACACACUUUUCAGAUUAAGUCUCUUAUAACAGAGCACAAGUGUUCUAGGGCAUUCAAACUUGGUUCAAUUGUAACAUAUAAGUGGAUAGGAAAACAAUUUGUGAAUGAUGUUUUGGAGAGUCCUAAACUAUGUUUAAGGAAAAUGAAAGCCCUAGUAUCUAAGAUAUACAACAUUAAUGUGAGUGUUGGGCAAUGUAGGAAUGCAAAAGAGUUAGCAUUGUCUGAAGUUGAGGGAAGUUUGAAAGAACAUUAUGCCAAAUUGUGGGAUCAUGCAGCUGCAAUCAGAAGGGCUAAUCCAGGUUCACAUGUUGAGGUGUUCUUGGAGCCACAACAUGAUAGUAAUAUGGUGUUUUAUAGGUUUUAUGUUAGCUUUAAAGGUGUUGUAGAUGGGUGGUUACAUAGAUGCAGAAAGGUAAUUGGGGUUGAUGGUUGCUUUCUUAAGGGUGUUUGUAGAGGGGAGCUCUUAUCAGCAGUGGGUAGAGAUGCUAAUAAUAACAUCUAUCCCUUAGCUUGGCCAGUAGUCAAUGUUGAGAAUAAAAGGACAUGGAAAUGGUUUUUGGAAAACCUGAUGGAAGACAUUGGGGGGAAUGGUCAUGGCAUUACAAUCCUCUCAGAUGGCCACAAGAAGCAAAGUGGUUUGAGUUGGGAUUUGGACAUAUGCCCAAGUAUCAGAAAGGAAAUAGAGGAUUUGAAAGAAUUGAAAAGAUUUUGGGUACCUUAUGUGAGUGGCUACAAAGAAUUUGAAGUGUUCUCAGGAAAUAAGAGCUAUGAGUAUAACAUCCAUCCACUCAAUGACAAUUCUGAGUGGCCAUAUGUUGAAGGACUUCAUACUAUUUUGCCUCCAUUAAAGAGGAGGUUACAUGGCAGGCCAUGUGUCAAAAGGAAAAUAGAUCAGGCAGAAAGAGAGCUAAGUGGGCACACAAGGCAUACUGUGUCAAGGGCAGGCAUUCCUCUAAGAUGUACCAUUUGCCAACAAACUGGCCACAACAAAGCCACAUGCCCAAGUAAGCCAACUCCAGCUCCAAGCACAACAACUCCAAGUCAUUCAACUCCAGCUCCUGUCAAGAGAAUUCAUGUGAAGAAAGCUCAUGUGAAGAAGGGUCCUGUGAAGAAGGGUCCUUGUGAAGAGAAGUCUUGUGAAGAAGGUUCCUUUGAAUGA